GAACCAAAACAUUCCUUGAUCAGCAUCAGUUACAGCGCAUAUACCUGUCGCGUAUCCAAACAUAUACCUGCCUGACCGCGAAUAUGGCAGAGGAAUUUGCUGACGAUGUCGUCGAGGAGCAGCAAGGCAGCAACCCGGGUGCCGAUAUCGAAAUGGCCGAGGGUGACGAGGCUGAGGGAACUGUUGCCAGAAACGAUAGCGGAGACCUACCCUUCGCAGAGGGCGCUGAUAUCGAACCGCGUACUAGUUUCAUAAGUUAUCUUACUAGUCCUGUCGUGACUCUGGUUGUCGGCAACGGCGAAACGGAGACUAUCCUUGCUGCUCACCAGGCCCUCCUCACUCAAAGCCCCUUCUUCUCCGAUGCCUGCGCGGCCUUCACUGACGAUGGAAGCCCGCGACAAAUAGAGCUCGCGACCGAGGAGCUAGACGCCGUCGGCUGUUUCCUAGAAUUCCUCUACACCGGCGACUACUUCCCUAGGAAGCUUCCUGGUCAGCGACUACUAGAACAAGACCCGUCUAUCCCCACCGUCGACGAGACCGGUGAGCAGCUCUUGAAGCAUGCGCGCGUGUAUACCCUGGCCGAGAAGUUCGGGAUGGACAAGCUGAAGAGCCUCGCGAGCAGCAAGAUUCACUGCGUAAACUCGACAGCUAAAGGAGAGAUCACAUAUGCCCGUUACAUUUACCAAUACACCAACAAGGAAGAUACGACGGUCCGCGCUCCCGUGGCCAACUUCUGGGCCACCCGCAGCCACACGCUACGUGCGGAGGCAGAGGAUGAAUUCCGCUCGCUAUGCUUGGAAUUUCCUCAGUUCGGUUACGAUGUGCUUACUCGCGUGUUGGACGAGAAGCUCAAGCGAGAGCGGAACGAGAAGCUGCAUCCGGGAACAGGGAGCGCACGCAAGCGAGCCCGCCACAGCAACGUAUAGUCGUGCUCUUAUCUCUAAUUGUAGCUAUUCGACCUUUUAUUUCAGUUGAGACGGCACUAGAGUCGCGCGAAUACUCUAGACUGCGUGGUCGAAGCAACUUGCCCGCCUCCUUAUACUAUCGUAUUAGUUUGAAGGGAGGCUUAAAGCUGGGGCCUUUCAGCAUGUUUGCUUUCAGUAGACCCUGCGCAAGAUUAUGGUGCUUACAGACUCGAUGGGAAAAGGAUGGGAUUCUGUAUAAUAAUAAAAUAUAUUAUAAACGUCACAAGAACUCUUAACGGUCCCUGAUUUGUAAGGAAUGUAGCGUAGACUUUCCCUUAAACACCACG
Molecule: messenger RNA, 1252 nt
Organism: Daldinia loculata
Lineage: Eukaryota; Fungi; Ascomycota; Sordariomycetes; Xylariales; Hypoxylaceae
Exons: 3
Coding region: 84-926 (280 amino acids)
Molecular function (GO): protein binding
Source: RefSeq, a predicted model, not a curated record